AUGUCCUCCACCUUCCCACAGCUCCUCAAGCGCUCGGCGUUCGUGACGCACGACCCGUUGAUCGCGCGCGUGUACGCGUCCAACGUGCGCUCGAUGCAAAAGUACGAAGACUACGGUCUCAAGUUCCCCGUCCACCGGACCAAGGGCGGACGGUACAUCAAGGUCGGGACGCUCGACGGCGGACCCGGAGUCGACGCAAUGUGGUCGAGCGGCGAGAAGGAGAUGCGCUUCAUCGACACGUGGGGCGACGGCACUGUCCCCUGGUCCAAGACGGCCAAGACGGCAAAAGUCGCCCGCGCGUCCAUCUACGCCGAGGACACGGUCGCCGAGCCCGAGAAGAAGGAGUUUAUCGCCAACGUCGACGCCAUGACCGAGCCCGAGUUUGAGAAGUACGUCGAGCACAUCCGCUCGCACCGGCACGAGCUGCGCGAGGCGCUGUGGGCCGAGACGACCGCGCCCGCACCCGACGAGUCGACGCUCGCACACGCCGCCGCGCGCGGAAUCGCGCGCCAGACGGCCGCGGCCGAGUUCCAGUCGGGCCUCACGACCGCCGCGCUCGCCGACCCCUCGUCCUCGCGCCUGCAGGGCAGCCCGCACGAGCUCCACGGCCUGGCGUACUCGUCUGCGCCGGCGGCCGGCGCCGCUGCCGACCCGGCACGCGCACACAAGGGCCGCGCGCUCGACCGCAUCGCCCGCCCAGGCAAGAGCCACCUCGGCAUCGAGGGCACCAACGCCGACUUUGUCGUCGGCCUGGGAGGCCUCACGGCCAUCAGCCGCACCGGCGCCGUCCGCGUUACCGACCGCCCCUCGCUCACGCAGUUCGACUACAAGCGCAGCAGCAAGAAGGCGGGCAUCGCGGACUUCAAGGUGGCCGAGGCUGAGAUCAUGAAGCCCGCGUCGGUCAUCGGGCUCACGCAGCGGACGGGCCGCGAUGCCGUCUGGCUCGGCUUGUCGCACUCGACGCUCCGCACGCCCGGCGCCCUCGACAGCUUCCGCUUCCACAUCAAGGUCGACGAGGCCGACACGGACGCGCCCGUGCCCGGCAGCCGCGCAUGGGUCGGCAAGGACACGGCGUCGGCGGCGCCAGCGACGGCCGCUGAGGGUGCGCUUGGUGUGCUCGGUGGCCCUCGGGCGACCCGCGUGCAGGGCCAGGGUGCCGAGGCCGUCCGCCGUAUCCAGGCGCAGACGAGCCGCACGGCCAUCAACAACUUGCUGAACCGCAUCACCAAGCAGCCUCCGCAGUAG
Vanrija pseudolonga is the source of this 1245-nucleotide messenger RNA. RefSeq lists its product as uncharacterized. The record is from RefSeq and is a predicted model, not a curated record. The transcript has a single exon. The coding region runs from base 1 to 1245 and encodes 414 amino acids. NCBI's taxonomy places the organism in Eukaryota, Fungi, Basidiomycota, Tremellomycetes, Trichosporonales, Trichosporonaceae.